GUGUCUGUCAACUAUCUAUGGUGUCAACCAAGCGCCAAGCUGUGUGUAAAUCGUUCUUUGCGUCCCUCUAUAAACAACGACCUUUUUUUUAAGAAAAAAGUGUAUCAAGAAGCAAUCACUAGUUUCAAAAAUGGCAGACAAAGUUUGUGAAAAACCACAAGAACAAAUCAAGGAAAAACCUGUAGUCGAGGAUAAGAAGGAAGAGGAGGUCAAAGAAGCAACCGACAAGAAAGUGGAAAACGAGGAGAACGGUGACAUUGAAGAAGCACCGAAAAAUGGUAAAGAAGACUCCAAAGACGAUACUGUUGUAGAUCACAAAGAGGAAGAACAACCUGUUUCUUGUCCUGUCAAGAGAAAAUCGGCAGGUGGUGGCGGCGAUGGCCCCGAAGGUUCCUCCGCCGAGGAAGCAACCCCAGAAAAGAAGGCAAAACUCAGUGCAGCUGAGUCUACUGACAAACCAGAAGUUGCUGCCUAAUAUUAAAAUAACUGACACAAUAAUUUAAAAAAGGAGCUAUCUUGUUUCUUUUACUACAACAAUAUUAGCAUUAAUAAGGACAGCAACAGCUAAAACUAAUUGUCACUAUUCAUCCCAAUUUAAUGUCUAAUGUUCAUAGUUUGCGGCAGGUUUGUGUUUUUAGUUUAGUUUAGUUUGUACUCAUUUCUUUUUUAUUUUUAUAUAUCAUUCACUGCGGUAUUAUUUAACAUGACAUUCAUUUGUGCAGCUGCCAAACAGAGAACACUUGCAACUACUAACAUUCCUAUAAAACAGUAAAAGUUUAUCAAUAUAAUGUAAUAAGAUGCAAGAUAUCGUGCAUUCUCUGUGUGUACUAACUUUAGUUACAUUUUUAAGGUGCUCAAAACUAACAAAUUCAUUUUAAAAACAAAAGUACAUUCACAAUUUAGCAGAAUCAUUAAAUACUUUUGACUUGAAUGGCUCGGGUUGUUCAUUAAUAACUUACUCUGAAGUUAGUGCGCUCUUGAAAUAGUGUUUAGAUGUAAAAAGUUAUGGUUUUAUUGCCCUUAACUGCAGUACUUAAUAUGGUAAUUGUAACUUGUGUUUAUUUUAUAUAUACUUGUGUUUGUGUUGGAGUUUUGAAAAAUGAAAUGUAAAAGUGAUUUUGUAAUCUCGUACGAUGUUUUGGUUUUUUUUUACUAUAAACAACUAACUGUUAAAAAUAGAAAAGGAAUCUCUGUUGCCAUUACCUCAUUAAGAAUAAAAUUGUAGAAAUAAAACACAACUCACACACUAUUUCCAAAUAUGUGUUCAUAGUAGUCACACAUUGAUGGAGAAUAUUUUGUAAACCGUCUUUAAACUGAAAUAAGUUAUAAAUUGCCAAAUAAACCUGAACAGGUUUUUUUUCUAUUUAUAAAUUAGUGAUUUAUUUUUGUAAGCAUUUCUGAUUGACCAGUGAAGUUCGACUCGUUUAUUUUUUAAUGAACGUGAAUUUUUCAAUAUCGGUGGUUUUUACAGUAAUUAAAAUAGAAGAAGGAGGUUUCUGAUUUAUAUACUGUCUCAUGGUACAAAUAUUUUGUUUUGUAGCGUUUUUUGGCAAUAAAAAAAACUAGUUCUGUGUCAACCCUAAUGUAAUAACUUCCUUGGUGUUCAAAUGGUAGAAUAUGUAGCAUUUCGUUCAAUAAAAAGUUUUUGAAA
This is a messenger RNA of Agrilus planipennis (emerald ash borer), 1651 nucleotides long. RefSeq names its product nucleolin. The transcript has 3 exons. NCBI's taxonomy places the organism in Eukaryota, Metazoa, Arthropoda, Insecta, Coleoptera, Buprestidae. The record is from RefSeq and is a predicted model, not a curated record. Bases 131 to 475 code for a protein of 114 amino acids.